This is a messenger RNA of Oncorhynchus mykiss (rainbow trout), 948 nucleotides long. The record is from RefSeq and is a predicted model, not a curated record. NCBI's taxonomy places the organism in Eukaryota, Metazoa, Chordata, Actinopteri, Salmoniformes, Salmonidae.
AUGUUCUUCAUCACAUUCAGCAUCAUGUUCAUCAUCAUGUUCAUCAUCAUGUUCAUCAUCAUGUUCAUCAUGUUCAUCAUCAUCAUGUUCUUCAUCACAUUCAGCAUCAUGUUCAUCAUCAUGUUCAUCAUCAUGUUCAUCAUCAUGUUCUUCAUCACCAUGUUCAUCAUGUUCAUCAUCAUGUUCUUCAUCACCAUGUUCAUCAUGUUCAUCAUCAUCAUCAUCACAUUCAUCAUGUUCAUCAUCACGUUCAUCAUCACAUUCAUCAUCAUGUUCAUCAUCAUCAUGUUCUUCAUCACGUUCAUCAUCAUGUUCAUCAUGUUCAUCAUCAUGUUCUUCAUCACCAUGUUCAUCAUGUUCAUCAUCAUCAUCAUCAUCACAUUCAUCAUGUUCAUCAUCACGUUCAUCAUCACGUUCAUCAUCAUGUUCAUCAUCAUCAUCAUGUUCUUCAUCACGUUCAUCAUCACGUUCAUCAUCAUGUUCAUCAUGUUCAUCAUCAUGUUCUUCAUCACAUUCAUCAUCAUCAUGUUCUUCAUCACGUUCAUCAUCAUGUUCAUCAUCAUGUUCUUCAUCAUCAUCAUCAUCAUGUUCAUCAUCAUGUUCUUCAUCGAGUUUUUCAUCAUGUUCUUCAUCUUGUUCAUCAUCAUGGUCAACAUCAUGUUCAUCAUCAUCAUGUUCAUCAUCAUGUUCUUCAUCAUGUUCAUCGUCAUCAUGUUCUUCAUCAUGUUCAGCAUCAUGUUCAUCAUCAUGUUCAUCAUCGUGUUCAUCAUCUUCAUCAUGUUCAUCCCAUUCGCAGCAAUCCCAACUUUUUUCGGGACCCUGAAGGACGUCAACCUCAACCGUAGCCCCAGCACCUCACACAGGAUGCAACAGAGCAACAGAUGCCCCGCCCAGACCAGCGAGACACGCUUCCAGACCUGCAAGACCCUCCUGAAGGACCUGCACUGA